Molecule: messenger RNA, 2101 nt
Organism: Amphibalanus amphitrite
Lineage: Eukaryota; Metazoa; Arthropoda; Thecostraca; Balanomorpha; Balanidae
Product: pancreatic triacylglycerol lipase-like
Exons: 4
Coding region: 305-1708 (467 amino acids)
Biological process (GO): lipid metabolic process
Molecular function (GO): triacylglycerol lipase activity
Source: RefSeq, a predicted model, not a curated record
ACACAACAUAGCCGUUGGCUGCAACUGUAACAUUAUUGGUGAGCAAUAACAAUUCUCAAUUAAAAUCUCACAUCCGUUGUUUGUAAAGAACGCAUGACUAUUAUCAAUCGUCGAAAAUGUAGACACUAACAAGUAACCAGAGUCUCUAGGUAGUAACAAGGUAACUGACGUCAUCAAACCUUCAGUGGGGCCAUGAGCGCCCGCGCCCUUGGUACGACUCUUAUCUGGUCCGACUGCCGCGCGGCCGGGCGCACCGCCUCGCUCUCACUCCUGCCUUUACCUUCGUCCGCCUCACAGCGCGCCCAUGGCUCCGCUCGUGCUAGCUUUGGCUCUGCUAGCGUCAGCACACGCCAACGAGGUAUGUUACGACGACCUGGGAUGCUUUGACGAUCUAGGAGUCUGGGCCGGGCGCGGUCUACCAGAAGCACCCAUCGAACUCGCCACCCGCUUCCUGCUUUACACUCGCAAUGCCAACUACGAGUAUGAGAUCAUGUACGACAAGGAAGCUAUGCUCGGCUACUCCGACUUCGAUGCCUCCAGGGCGCGAACGAUCGUCCUCAUCCAUGGUUUCGCAGACAGCUGUGACGAAGCUUGGCCUCUGGAAAUGAUGCAAGCACUUCUUGCCGAAGAAGACGCAAACGUAAUGUGCAUUGACUGGAACUUUGGAAGCGACGUCUACGAGAAAGCUCGCGACAACUCUCGCCUUCUCGCUGCUGAAGCUGAACGCAUGUUCAACUGGCUGGGUGCUCAAACCGGCCUUCUUCCAUCUCAGCUCUACCUAAUCGGGCAUGAUAUUGGCGCUCAUGCGGCUGCCUACAUUUCCAACCGGCUUGGCGGAGUCCCCCGCAUCACCGGCCUCGAUCCGGCAGCGCUUGACUUCGAAGAUGCGGACUCUCUGGUGCGUCUGGAUACCAUGGAUGCGGAACUGGUGGACGUGAUCCUUUCGAACGCAGCUGGGUAUGACGCGUUUGGUCUGGGAACCACGGCUCUCACCGGUCAUGUGAGCUUCUAUCCGAACGGAGGAGUGCACCAGACAGGGUGUGAGGACACCAUCCACAGCUACAUCCGCCACUUGUCUGGCCUGCGCACCCUCAAGAUCAGCCGCUCCGAGUGGUUGUCAGCCGCCUGCAGCCACUUCCGCUCCACCGCCUUCUUCACCGAGUCCAUCAGCUCAUCCUGUGGCUUCCUCGCCGUGCCUUGCUCCUCCUGGGACGCCCUCGUCUCCGGAACCUGCCCCUCCCGAUGCCACAGCGGAGAAUGUCGCAACAUGGGUUUCCACGCUGACCGACACACGGCAAAUUCGGGCUCUUUCUAUCUAUUCACGGAGCCGUCUUCGCCCUACUGUGAGGCAUUUAUGAGCUUGGAGGUUGUGAUCGGGUAUGGACAGGAGAGCACGGAGGGCAAACUAACGGCGAAGGUGCUGGGACCCGAGGCGCAGACGUUCACACUGCAGGACGGACCGAUCGCCAAGUCGGACGUGUUCCACGAUAGUUUCUCCGGCUCUGAUCCCGGCUCUGGUGACCUGCUGGUGGAGCUAACCUACACGAGGGCGUCAUCGACCAUUUUCCACCACUACAGCACCUCGCUGGAACUGAACAACAUCGAGGUGUCCGUCUCAGACGGUGACAUGCAACUGAGGACCUACUGGAUCGGAUCCACCGUCCUGGAGACUGGUGUGCCAAAGACCGUCGUGGUGCCGCCCUUCUAAACGGCAAGACGGAGUCUUCUAAACGGCUCGACAGGGUCUUCUAGACAGCUCGACAGGUCUUCAAGACGGCUAGACGGGGUCUUCUAGAAAGUUCGACGGGUCUUCUAGACAGCUUGACAGUUCGACAGGGUCUUCUAGACAGCUCGACAGGGCCUUCUAAACAGCUCGACUGGGUCUUCUAAACAUCCCUUCUACACUGCUUCACGGAGUCUUCUAAACAUCCCUUCUGGACAGCUUGACGGGGUCCUCUAGCCUUCCUAGCUCGACGGGCUCCUCAGCGGGCUCCAGAACAAGCGCCGCCGGAAAAAGAUCGGUGUAGGAGCACUAUAUGAGCGGGAGACGCAUGGGGAACUUAUGUUAUAUGCUUUAAAUACGAGAUAAUGCCUAAAUUUU